Condylura cristata (star-nosed mole) is the source of this 3077-nucleotide messenger RNA. It is a transcript of the gene SACK1B, whose product is annotated as family with sequence similarity 83, member B. Gene Ontology annotation, cellular component: membrane; cytoplasm. The record is from RefSeq and is a predicted model, not a curated record. The transcript has 4 exons. The coding region runs from base 48 to 3077 and encodes 1009 amino acids. Gene Ontology annotation, biological process: epidermal growth factor receptor signaling pathway. NCBI's taxonomy places the organism in Eukaryota, Metazoa, Chordata, Mammalia, Eulipotyphla, Talpidae.
CUGCAUGAAUGGACAUUUGAAAGUGCUCUUGUCAAACACUUGCAAACAUGGAGACCUCAUCAAUGCUGUCCUCAUUGAAUGAUGAGUGUAAAUCAGACAACUACAUCGAACCUCACUACAAGGAAUGGUAUAGAUUAGCCACGGAUACGUUGAUUGAACAUGGAUUAGAAGCAUACCAAGAAUUUCUUGCUAAGGAGCGAGUGUCAGACUUUCUAGCUGAGGAAGAAAUAAAUUAUAUUUUGAAAAAUGUUCAGAAAGUUGCACAAAGUACAGCACAUGGGACUGAUAACUUCUGUGAUGAUACAUCAUCUUCAGGGACUUACUGGCCCAUUGAGUCUGAUGUGGAAGCUCCAAAUCUUGACCUGGGCUGGCCGUAUGUUAUGCCUGGACUCUUAGGUGGAACCCAUAUAGACCUCCUCUUUCACCCACCUAGAGCACAGCUACUGACCAUAAAGGAAACUAUUCGGAAGAUGGUGAAAGAAGCAAGAAAGGUCAUUGCUUUAGUGAUGGAUAUAUUUACAGAUGUGGACAUUUUCAAAGAAAUAGUGGAGGCAUCAACUCGUGGUGUAUCUGUGUAUAUUCUGCUCGAUGAGUUCAAGUUUAAUCAUUUUCUAUCUAUGACUGAAAAACAGGGCUGUCAAGUUCAACGUCUCAGGAAUAUUCGAGUACGAACAGUAAAGGGCCAAGAUUAUCUUUCAAAAACAGGAGCAAAAUUUCAUGGAAAACUGGAACAGAAAUUUUUGUUAAUUGACUGCCAGAAAGUGAUGUAUGGCUCCUACAGCUACAUGUGGUCCUUUGAAAAAGUUCACCUCAGCAUGGUUCAGAUAAUCACAGGACAACUUGUUGAGUCCUUUGAUGAAGAAUUUAGAACUCUCUAUGCCAGAUCCUGUGUCCCCACUUCAUUUGCUCAGGAAGAAUCAGCAAGGGUAAAGCAUGGGAGAGCACUCUGGGAGAAUGGCAAUUACCAGCGUUCGGUUUCUUCAUUAGCUUCUGUUUCCAGCCAAAGAAACCUUUUUGCUAGGCAAGAUAUCAGUCACAAACUAGAUUCGAACUACUUCAAAAACAGAGGGAUUUAUGCUCUAAAUGAACAUGACAAAUAUGGCUUAAGAAAUCAUGGAUACAAACCACAUUUUGUUCCAAACUUUAAUGGUCCAAAUCCAGUCCGCCAGCAUCAACCCAAUCAGAUGAGUGAGAAUUGGAAGAGGCAUAGUUACGCAGGGGAACAGCCAGAGACAGCGCCAUACCUGAUGCUUAACAGAGCUCUGAAUCGCAACAUUAAUCCUCCUGGUAGUUGGAAAAGGCCUUCAGAUAGUCUCAGUGUGGCGUCCUCAUCGCGGGGAGGCUAUAUCAGUCACCAUAACACACCUGCACAGAGUUUUGCUGACCGCCUUGCACAGAGAAAAACAACAAACCUUGUUGAGAGGAAUUCAAAUAUGCGGAGGUCCUUUAACGGGACAGAUAAUCAUAUUCGCUUCUUGCAACAACGAAUGCCAACCCUUGAACACACCACCAAGUCAUUCUUGCGUAACUGGAGAAUUGAAUCCUACUUGAAUGAUUCCGAAGCAGCACCUGAUGCAAACGGAUUGGCUCUAGGUGACCGGUUUGAUAGCUACGAUGGGAAUGAGAAUUUGAAAGCCAAUGUCCUCUAUAAUCAUUCUCGACUCCGUUCCUCUUUUGUGUUUAAACCAACGUUACCUGAGCAGCAGGAAGUCAGCAGCUGUACAACUGGUUCCUCAAACUCAACUGUCAUUGGUUCCCAAGGAAGUGACACACCUAAAGAGGCUCCAGACACCCCUAUAGCUGUACAGCGUUCUACAGAUAAACCCUUGCCAGAAUCCAUCCCCAAGGAACCGUCUCCAUUAGAGGCACCAAAAAUGCACAUUUUGCAGGUUCCUGAAAGCCACUCCACAGUGUUAAACCAAACUACAAAUGGCCACACAGAGACAAAUAACUACUUGUAUGCAACAUUGUGUGUAAAUAAGCAGACAGAAAACCUAAAGAAUCAACAAAAUGAGAACGUGCUUAAAAGGCGAAGUUUCCCAUACUUUGACCAUUCAAAAGCCAAUUUGGAUCACGGCAACAAUAAGCAUUACGUCUAUAGUACUCUUACUAGGAAUCGAAUUAAACAACCAGAGAAACCCAAAGAGGAUUUGCUGAAAAGUUCCAAAAGCAUGCACAAUGUGGCCCACAGCGGGGAAGAGGAGGAGGAAGAGAUCAAGAGAGAUCCGGCAGGAACCACUGCUACCAAGUCAAUUUCCAUUGCUGCUUUGCAUGAUGUGAACAAAGAAGAACCUAGCAAAGAGAUCAUUUCAAAGAAGGAAGUUAAGGGUUCCCCAAGUUUUUUGAAAAAGGGAUCUCAGAAGCUAAGAUCAUUACUUAGUCUUACCCCUGAAAAGAAAGAAAGUCUAUCCAAAAAUAAGGGGCCUGCCUUUUAUAAAAUGUGUAGUAGUUCUGAUACUUUGGUUUCUGAGACUGAAGAGAACCAGAAACCAAAAAUAUCAGAACCCAAAACUGAGGCCUCUCCUAGACGAAAGCGGUCUUCCUCAUCAAACUCACAAGGCAGCAUUCAUAAGAGUAAAGAAGAUGUAACAGUUAGUUCAUCUCAGGGGAGAAGUUCUCCAUGUGAGGAAAGUAAUAAAAUAAUCCCAUCACCAGGGGCAGCUGAAAGAAAGUUCUUGGAAAGGGCAGGAGAUGCCUCUGCCCCAAGGUUUAACACCGAACAGAUCCAGUACAGAGAUUCAAAGGAGGUAAACACAGUUGUUGCUCCUGAAAGAAAACCAGCUUCUCCAAGACCCAAAUCCAGUGAGCUACUAAGAUCUCAGUCAACUGAUCGGCGUGUUUACAGUCGUUUUGAGCCAUUUUGUAAGAUCGAGAGCUCUGUUCAGCCAACAAGCCACUUGCCAAACUCCACUAUACACCGCCCAGAAAUAAAAUCCCCUACCAUGGGCAAUAGUUACGGAAGGUCCAGCCCAAUGCUAAAUUACAAUCCUACUGUUUAUCAUUCAUAUCAGCCAAAUGAAAACAAGUUUCGAGGAUUUAUGCAGAAAUUUGGGAACUUCAUACACAAAAAUAAAUGA